AUGGAGCUGAGCCAUUUGCUGACAUGGUUACUCAUGUGUUUGCUCCCGACAACGUUGACGGCACAAGCUGGUGCACCUGAGGGAGUUCUCAACUGCUGUGAGGGGGAUGUUCUUUUCUUGUUGGAUUCCUCUGGUAGCGUGUCAUCCUACGAGCACUCCCGCAUGCUCGACUUCCUGUCUGAGCUUCUCCUGCCAUUUUCUCUGGGGGAGGAUCAGGUGAGGAUUGGACUUGUACAGGUGGGCACCCAACCACGCCUUGAGUUUGGCUUUGAUGCCUUCCGCACGCAAAGCGGCCUGCAAGGAGCCUUGAGGAGCACCAAAGCCCUCAGGGGGGAUACCAACACUGUAGAAGCACUGAAAAUUGCAGAUCGAGUGUUGAGACCUGGACCUGGGGCAGGAGCCCGUCCGGGGCUUCCUAGAGUGCUGGUUUGGCUGACGGAUGGCGUGAAACCAGGUGAUGUGAUUGGCCCAAUGGAUGAGCUGAGGGAAGAAGGUGUGGCCGUGCUGGUGGUAUCCACUGGCCAUGGUAACUAUCAGGUGUUGAGGCAAGUUGUGUCUUCACCUGCUGAGAACCACCUGUACUUUGUGGACAUUGAUGACAUGAGCAUCAUUGUAGAGGACCUGCGGGACGCCAUCAUCGAAAUAAUCCGUGCUGAGCGUAUCAAUGUCCGGGAUGUGUCCUCCAAUGCCGCCACACUCCAGUGGCGACCUGUCCUCUCUGGGUUGGCGGGCUACUACGAGAUCCGCUUUGGUCCACUUCCCUCAGGUGGGACAGGAAGUGGAGGAAGUGGUACUGGGACCAGUCCAAGCACUGGUGGUAGUCAGUACCAGAGACUGGUCCAGUCGUCAGAUUCCAAUAGUGUCAGGCUAACAGGGCUGAAGUCUGACACGGUCUAUACUGCUACUUUGACACCGGAGUCAAAUGAACAAGCUUUCAACACUCUGUCGGUCACCUUCAGGACACAAUCAGAAGUACACAGUCCAGCUUUGGUCACGGUCUCUGAGUCGGGGUCGACCAGUGUUCGGGUGAGCUGGGGUCCUCUCCAGCCUGAGACAGUCACAAGUUACUACAUAGAAUACUCUGCCCUGCCGACUGGAAAGCUGCAUACUGUGACAGUGGACAAGCGGCAUAACUCCACGCUCCUCAAGAACCUUCAACCAGAUAGCACCUACUUGGUCACCGUUACUGCCAGGCAUUCAUCGGGCAAAGAGAAGGCAAUGUCAGUCAAAGUAUGCACACAGGAAGCCACUCCAGCCCUGGCUGACCUGCAGCUGACUACAGUGGACAGCAACUCUGUGCAGGUGAACUGGAGGGGCAGCUUUGAUGGUUUAAAGGGCUACUGGCUCACCUGGGAAGGGCAACAAAGAGUCGACCAGCGUUCAUCUUUCUACUUGCCGCCCAAUUCUCUGUCUACGCGACUUACUGAACUCCCUCCUUCAGCAAGGGUGUGCGUGUCACCCAUUUAUAAGACAGCAAGGGGAGAGGGACUGUGCUGCACGGCAAAAUUUUCCUCAGAUGCAGCAACGUACGGCUACCAAUCAUAG
Messenger RNA from Nerophis lumbriciformis (worm pipefish), 1545 nucleotides. Lineage: Eukaryota; Metazoa; Chordata; Actinopteri; Syngnathiformes; Syngnathidae. The record is from RefSeq and is a predicted model, not a curated record.